This is a messenger RNA of Tuber aestivum (summer truffle), 2984 nucleotides long. The record is from the annotation of a GenBank genome assembly. NCBI's taxonomy places the organism in Eukaryota, Fungi, Ascomycota, Pezizomycetes, Pezizales, Tuberaceae.
GUUAGGCAAUUCCGCGAAUAACAAGCAACAAACCUUCCCCCUUCAACACCACCAUUCUUUCUCAACCAUGUCGUCCAUGGAGGCUCUCCUCAAGGACGAGUCUACGAGGAAUAUCCGUAGACUGCUGAAGGUCGUUAUUCUCAUCACCAUUGCUGGUGCCGCCGUUUCGAGUCGGUUGUUUUCUGUUAUACGUAAGCCUUUACUGAUAAAACCCCUUUGUUUUGAGGAUUGUGUCUUUUACACGUCCGGAUUGGUGAAUUGGGGCUGAUUAUUGGUUCAGGAUUUGAAAGCAUUAUUCAUGAAUGUAGGAAUCCCCCCGUGGUCUAUCCGAGACAAUAUUGGGCCUUGGAGAAACUGUCACUUUUGGCAGUGGUACUGGUGAUAUUGGGGUGUGGAAAUCUGACGACGCUAUAGUUGAUCCAUGGUUUAACUUCCGUGCCUCGAAAUACCUCGUCAAGAACGGGUUUUACAAUUUCUGGGACUGGUUUGACGAUCGUACGCUCUCCUAUUCUUGAUUCUGCGUUCGGUUCCCUGCGCUUCACCCUGCGCGGGUUUCUGACUCCAGUGUGGCCUUUAGGAACAUGGCAUCCACUUGGUCGUGUUACCGGAGGAACUCUCUACCCAGGUCUCAUGGUGACCUCCGGCGCAAUCUACCACAUCCUUCGUAUGCUCUCUAUGCCUGUCGACAUCCGUAAUGUCUGCGUUCUCCUCGCCCCAGCCUUCUCCGGUCUCACAGCCCUCGCAACGUACCUCUUUACCAAGGAGAUGAAGGAUGAAUCCGCGGGUUUACUCGCUGCGGCAUUCAUUGGUAUUGCACCCGGUUACAUUUCUCGUUCCGUUGCAGGUUCAUACGAUAACGAGGCAAUCGCUAUCUUCUUGCUGAUGUUCACCUUCUACCUCUGGAUCAAGGCCUUGAAGGACGGGAGUGCUUUCUGGGGCGCUCUGUGUGCCCUGUUUUACUUUUACAUGGUUGCCGCUUGGGGUGGAUAUGUUUUCAUUACCAACAUGAUUCCUCUGCACGCGUUUGUGCUGGUCUUGAUGGGCAGAUACUCGCCGAGGUUGUAUGUCGCAUACACAAGUUGGUUUGCUCUUGGGACGUUGGGCAGUAUGCAGGUCCCGUUCGUCGGUUUCUUGCCCAUCAGAUCUUCUGAGCAUAUGGCCGCACUUGGUAUGAGCCCCCGAAUGUCUUAUUUCCGGCAAAGCAAUUGGCUAAUGCAUAUGCAGGUGUUUUUGGACUUCUCCAGCUUGUCGGAUUCGUCGAAUUUGUCCGAUACCAGGUUCCAUCUCGCCAGUUUAAGACAUUGCUCAAGGCUUUGAUCUUUGUCGUCUUUGCGUUGUCUUCUGCUGUACUCGUGCUUCUUACAGUUUCCGGAGUUAUCGCACCCUGGUCUGGUCGUUUCUAUUCACUCUGGGAUACUGGAUACGCCAAGAUCCACAUUCCUAUAAUUGCAUCCGUCUCGGAACAUCAGCCCACCGCAUGGCCUGCUUUCUUCUUCGACUUGGAGAUGCUCAUUUGGCUGUUCCCUGCCGGUGUCUACAUGUGUUUCAGCACUCUUCAGGACCAGCAUGUCUUUGUCAUCAUCUAUGCUAUCAUGGCCAGCUACUUUGCUGGUGUAAUGGUUCGCCUGAUGUUGACCUUGACACCUGUCGUCUGUGUUUCCGCUGCCAUUGCACUGUCGAACAUCCUGGAUACCUAUCUUUCAAUCAAGACCCCUCCAACUCCUACAGUGGGCGCCCCGGGUGCUGAUGAGAGGAAGGAGAAGAAGCCCCGUGUCAACAUUCUCAGUGCUGGCAAAGAUUCCAUUGUUGGGAUUUACUCCAAGGCUUCCAGCAUUGCGGUAAUUGCUGCCUUCAGCAUCUACCUCUUUGUUUUCGUCCUUCACUGCACUUGGGUUACCUCCAAUGCUUACUCCUCGCCAUCCGUUGUUUUGGCGUCCAGAUUGCCCGACGGAUCGCAGCACAUUAUUGACGAUUACCGUGAAGCCUACUACUGGCUCCGGAAGAAUACUCCGGACAAUGCCAAGAUUAUGAGUUGGUGGGAUUACGGGUACCAGAUCGGUGGUAUGGCUGACCGUACCACUUUGGUUGACAACAACACUUGGAACAAUACCCAUAUUGCUACUGUUGGAAAAGCUAUGAGCUCCCGUGAGGAAGUUGCGUAUCCCAUCUUGAGGCAGCACGAUGUUGACUACGUCCUUGUCAUCUUUGGUGGUCUUCUAGGAUACUCUGGCGAUGAUAUCAAUAAGGUACCAUUCUCCCCUUUACUUCUUUAAUCAAGCUCCGCUAAUGAACCCAGUUUCUCUGGAUGAUCCGUAUCGCAGAAGGCGUCUGGCCUGAGGAAGUUAAAGAACGCGACUUUUUUACCCCCCGCGGAGAAUACCGUGUUGAUGACGGCGCCACUGAUACCAUGAAGAACUCGAUAAUGUACAAGAUGUCGUACUACAACUACCAAUCUCUCUUCCCCGCCGGCCAAGCCCAAGACCGCGUCCGAAACGCAAAACUCCCAGCUGUUGGCCCCACUCUAAACAUCUUGGAUGAAGCCUUCACCAGCGAGAAUUGGAUUGUGAGAAUUUACAAGGUUAAGGAUUUGGACAACCUUGGCCGCGACCAUGCUUCUGCUGCUGCCUUCGAUGCGGGUAAGAAGAAGAGUAAGAGGACGAAGGCUGGCAAGGGCGCGCAGAGGAAGUUGAGAGUUGUUUAGAAUUUUCUUAUGUUGCUUUUGUUUUGUGAUUUUUUGUCGGGUUUUCCUUUUACCUGUAUUUUGUUCGGGAUGGAGUAGGAUGGAAUCGACGAAAAUGGAUGGAGCUGGAUAUAUACCUGAAUUGUAGCAGCCACCUUUUCUUUACUUCUUUUACUCUUACUCUAACUCUUUAUUCUUCUUACUCUUGAUUGGAUGGAUUGGAUGGUGUGGGUGGGGGGGUAAAAAAAAAAAAGUUGGAUGUUGGCGAUUGUAAGUUUACGGUUGUAGGGGAGUGGGAGCAUCG